UAUCGUUUUGUAAAAUCAAAUAUUUAACUUUUCCAUUGCAAAAUUGGGUUAGUUAUGAAUGGAUUUUUACAAGUCAUUUACAAUUUAUAAAAUAAAUCGUAUGUCAUAACUUAGUAGAACUUGUAUACUUUUAUUUUGUUAUUAAUUAUAUCAACAAAUUAUUUUAUUUUUUUUUUAAGAAUAUGUGACAGAUCAAAUGUCUCGAUCUCCACUGAGUGACACGACCAAUACAAAAUUGGGAUCAUCUUUUAUAGAGAGUGUAAUUGGACAAGAAAAAGAGGCAUCCUCAGGGUUUCCAACAUCAUUGAUUGAUGCCGCCACAGAGAAGAAGAUCUCUUUGACUCCAGUUGUCGAGAGAGAGAUUUCAGACAUAUAUCAACCAAUCCAACCUGAGCCAACUUUGACGUCAUUUUCUGUCGAACUAGAUACAGCGGUAGACAAAGACGUCAGCCUAAAUUCUGAUAAUUUUCGUCAAGAUAGUCAGUCGGAUCCUCCUCAAAUAAGUGACCAGGAUUCUGAUGAAUGUAUGGAGGAUACAGACUAUAUUCCUUCAGAUAAUGAAAGUGAUAAUUCAGAUACCAGUGAAGAUAAGUUUACAGCAGCCGAUGAAAAAAAAAUUUAAACGAAAAUAGUCAAGUAGGACCUAAAAGAAGCCGAUGGAACACCCCAAGACCAUCUGUGUGGAAAAGACAUGUUGAAAAAAGCAAAAGAAUUGAAGGAAAACCCUACAAAGUACCACUGGUAGAAUGCAAGCUCCUAAAAUUCCAAAGACGGUUGAUUGCUCUAAAUGUCGAUUCAAGUGCCAAAAUAACUUUUCUGAGGAGAACCGUAAGUUGCUUUGCCAAACUUAUGCGAUGUUGUCAUUUCAAAGACAAAAAGAUUUUAUAUUAUUGAAUGUGCUUUCAAAUGAAGUAAAGAGUCGCAGGCCGAGAAAAGGAGAAAAUAGCAAAAUGCGAUCCAACGCAGAAUCCUACUUUUUUACAAGAAUUGUCUAUUUCCAAUAUGCCUAUAAUUAACGCCUUUAAACAGCAGAAUGAAAGCGGCGAAUAUAGUGGAAUAGAUAGAAGGGGCCGUAAGAUUCCUGCCAAUAAAACUUCAGAGGAAACGAGAAUAAGAGCUAAAAAAUGAAAGCUUCCCUGUUUUGAAAAGCAUACACGUUUUGUUUUGUUAAACCUGUUUUUUGUAUUAUACUAAUGUUCUUGUUUUGUGAAAAUUUACAUGAAAAAAGUAAAUUACUUAUAUAAGCAAAAAUUAUUGUAUUAUUUACAAUGUGAACGAAGCCUGCAAUAAUCGUACGACAGUAAGUAAAUAAAAAAUUAUACGUAAGUCAUAAUUUCACAGCAAAAUUAAACAAGCAAAACACACUAACUUAAAUG
Messenger RNA from Diabrotica virgifera virgifera (western corn rootworm), 1376 nucleotides. RefSeq lists its product as uncharacterized. The coding region runs from base 197 to 622 and encodes 141 amino acids. The record is from RefSeq and is a predicted model, not a curated record. The transcript has 3 exons. NCBI's taxonomy places the organism in Eukaryota, Metazoa, Arthropoda, Insecta, Coleoptera, Chrysomelidae.